UCUCUCCUCCUCCUCCCAUUGGUCAUUGGUUAAACUAACGGUCCAUUUUAAACUUUCCAGAUCGAUCAAUCUUAACCUUUUUUUUCUCUUUUUUUAAUAUUAUUUCUCACCCUUUCUAUCCCUAUCCCAUUUCAUUACUGAAUAUAAAAAGGAUAAAAGAGAGACAAGAAACGUGAUUUUUUACAAACUUCUGUGCUCUCUUCGUGCGAUAUAAAUCUGUGUUUCCUUAACUGUUCGAUUUGUUUGCGAAGACUGAAAAUUGUUGUGCGGCUUUUGGGGCUUGUUCGUGGAAUUGGAAAUGGCCGCGGUUCGUAAGCGGGUAUGGCAGUUAUCUGGGAUCGGAGCUUUUGGGGCUUCAAAAUUCAAAGUGCCGUCCUCGUUCGAAAGAGAAAUAUUCCAUCCAUUUUCUGUUUCGAGGUCAAGACAUUCUUCUCAAUUGGUGAAAUCCAACGGAAAACACUUGUUUCUUGUUGACACCUUAGCCCUGGUUAGAAGAUUAGAGGGGGAAGGAGUACCCUCAAAACAAGCCGAGGCAAUAACAGCGGCAAUAACCGAAGUUUUAAAUGAUAGUCUUGAAAAUGUGUCUCAGUCCUUAGUAUCUAAAGGAGAAAUGCAGAGAACUGAGAUGAUGCAAGAAUCCAAUUUAUCUAAGUUUAAAGCAGAGGUGCAGAGCUCACAGGGACACCAUUUCUCUCUUUUGCAACACGAGACAGAGAAGCUUAGGAAUGAUAUAGAGAAGAUGCGGAGUGAGUUGAGGUAUGAGAUUGAUAAAGUCACAGCUGGGCAGCGAUUAGAUUUAAACCUUGAAAGGGGGAGAAUAAGGGAGGAAUUGGCUAACCAGAAUGCUGAAACUAACAAUCUGACAAACAAACUUGAUAGAGAGAUCCAUUCUUUAAGAGCACAGCUGGAAGCAGCCAAAUAUGAUGUUAUAAAAUAUUGCAUAGGAACACUGGUUUCGAUUUCUGCAGUUGGUCUUGCAGUAUUACGGAUUUUGAUGUAAACAAAUUGUAUUUCUAUUAACUUAAAAAAUGGGUGGAAAAGAAUCAUGAAGAUACCUAGCUGCUUUGAAGAUCUGUCUUCCCUCAGAAACAGUUACAUUACAAUACUGGAUCAACCUUCUUUUCUUUCAUUAUUUUUCUUUGGUCGGUAUUAGUGGAGCAGGAAGGAACUAGCUCCAAGUAGGCACGAAUUGGGCCUGUUUUUUAAGCCCAUUUCAUAUUCUUUUUGUUUAUUUAUUUGCCAUGUUUUUUGAAUAUUUGUACAUUUUGUAUGUGACUGUGGUAUCAAUACAACGCAAACAUAUUGGAUUAUAAAUA
Messenger RNA from Vigna angularis (adzuki bean), 1316 nucleotides. RefSeq names its product protein FMP32, mitochondrial. Gene Ontology annotation, cellular component: mitochondrion. The record is from RefSeq and is a predicted model, not a curated record. The coding region runs from base 299 to 1000 and encodes 233 amino acids. The transcript has 7 exons. Lineage: Eukaryota; Viridiplantae; Streptophyta; Magnoliopsida; Fabales; Fabaceae.